ACCCCCACCAUGAACCUGGAAGGCCUUGAGAUGAUCGCGGUGCUGGUGGUCUUGGUCCUCUUCGUCAAGGUGCUGGAGCAAUUUGGCCUCUUCGAGCCAGUGUCCUUGGAAGGCAACGCGCCGGGCCAAACUAAAAAAGCGCUGAAGCAGCGAUUCCUCAAACUGCUGCCCUGCUGCCGGCCCAAAUCCAUCCCCUCGCUCAGCGAAAACAGCGUUGAGGAUGAGUUUGAGCUCUCCACCGUCUGCCACCGCCCCGAGGGGCUGGAGCAGCUCCAGGAGCAGACCAAGUUCACCCGCAAAGAGCUGCAGGUCCUGUACCGAGGCUUCAAGAAUGAGUGCCCGAGCGGCAUCGUCAAUGAAGAAAACUUCAAGCAGAUCUACUCACAGUUCUUCCCGCAGGGAGACUCCAGCACGUACGCCACCUUCCUCUUCAACGCCUUUGACACUGACCACGACGGCUCCGUCAGCUUCGAGGACUUUGUGUCUGGGCUGUCCAUCAUCCUGCGAGGCACCAUUGACGAUCGCCUGAACUGGGCCUUCAAUCUCUAUGACCUGAACAAAGAUGGCUGCAUCACCAAAGAGGAAAUGCUGGACAUCAUGAAGUCCAUCUACGACAUGAUGGGCAAAUACACCUACCCAGCCAUGAGGGAGGAAGCACCUCGGGAGCACGUGGAGAACUUCUUCCAGAAAAUGGACCGAAACAAAGAUGGUGUGGUGACAAUCGAGGAGUUCCUGGAGUCCUGCCAGAAGGAUGAGAACAUUAUGAGGUCCAUGCAGCUCUUCGACAACGUGAUUUAGCUCCCGGACCUGCCUCCAGCCGAGCUCUCCUGCCACCGGGCCCAGAACCUGCUUUUCUCUUGACUUUUCCUUCGAGCCUCCUCUCUGCCAGCUGCACAGACACCCCCACAGGAAGGAGCCUCCCUUCCCAGAGAUGCGGUCGGUGCCGGGAUCUUCCUUCCCCACUGGGCUGGCUCCACUUUCCUCGGGGGACCACAAGCAGGUGCUCCUGGGCAUCGGAGCAUGGGCAUGGCUGGCACGGGGGCGAGCGUUUGGCCCAGAUGGACCUCCCUGCACCCCUUCCCGGCAGGGAAUCCGCAGCCUCGGGCUGUGACAGAGGCUUCCCCUGCCCACAGCACUCCGUGCAGCCAUGGCUCCCCCACCCCUCACCCUCCCCAGCCCCGGGAGCCCCUAGCCCUGGCUCCAGCCCAAACCCUCCAGCGACGCUGUCUAGAAACCAAUAAAGUCUUGCAACAGGCGCCAGCGCCUCGGCUUCCUCCCCUGUCCUGGCCAUGCCCUGCCAUGGGAAGUGUGGCCAGAAUGUUGGCCAUGAGCUACUGGCCACCCUCCAUGGCAUGUUGGCCAUGAGCCACUAGCCACCCUCCUUGGCAUGUUGGCCAUGAGCUACUGGCCACCCUCCUUGCCCAGCCCCUGGGCCGGUGGGUGGGCAGAGGGGCUGUGCCUGGAGAAGGCAGUCGUAUGGGCACUCAGGAUUCAUUGCUGCAUGAGCUGUGGGCAGCAGUCCCUGAUCCCGGGGUGGGGGAGUGGGGGGCAGUUAGACCUAGAAGGCUCUUCCUGACAUGGGGAGAGAGGAGACUAAAGGGACCCUGAGGUGUCUUCUUGUGGCAGUGGUUCCCCCCAGGAUGGAGGAUGCUGGGCUGGAAGGGCUGCAACCUCAGCCUCUGUCCCUCAAGUUUGGGGUGUUGGCACACAGGGGACCUCAGGGAACCACUUGGAGGCUCCAGUGGAGGGACACCCUUCCCACCCCUCUCUGAGGACACGGCAGCCAGGAUAUGGGGAUAUGUGGAGGAGGAGGUGUGCUGAGCUCUGGCAGCCACCCCUUUGGGCAUCACUGCCACACAGCAUCCUUUGCUGCUGACCUCCCCCUGCUCCCGUGCCCUGGCCCAUCCCAGCCCACCCCGCUGCCUGGGGGGCCAGGGAGUGAGCAAUGGGGCAGAGAAAUGUCCUCACAGGUGUAACCCUGUGCUGGGGGCACGGCUGAGCUGGCAGCUCCUCGGGGAGAAAGUCGAGGCUGGGGCCAGCAAUGAGUUGUUGCCAUGCUGGAGGGUCACCUUGGGGCAGGUGGGCUCAGCCUCUUCUGGCAUGGCCAUGAGAGAGCCUGCCCGGGGAUGGAGCCAGCACCCUGGGGCUCCCCACAUCUUUGGCACCACCAGCUCCUCGGAGGUGCAGACAGAGACCUGUCCUGCCCGCGUGCCCCUCCGAGUCGUAGCUGGGACAGUGAUGCCCAUGGGCUAAUGACCCCAUGGCAACCCCAGAAGCCCCUCUGUGCAUUCCCCUUGGGAAUGUACCCGGCUCUGGCAGCCCCUGGUUCCGCUGCUCCAGCCUCCGCAUCCUUAGCAGCCGAGGGCAGUCGGGGCUGGGCUGAGCUGUGGCAUCGGGGAUCAAUGGGGAAGAGGGGAGCAAGGCCGGUACCUGUGCUGGACCAGACCCUGGUGUUGGAGCCCUUAGAAACACCCCCCUCCCCAGGGCCCUGAGGGCCCUACGGGGCUGCUCCCCAGCAGGACUGUCCCUGGCCCAGCCCCUGCAGACAAGACGCGGUUUUUUAGGUUCAUCCAACACAUGGUUCAUCCCACAGUCCUGCUCCUUGGGUUUGCCGUGGGGCUGAGCUCCCACUUGCGGUCUCCCAAGGGUGGGAGGGCAGGUAUCCCAACCCUUAUCCCUCCCGUCUCCUUCCCUCCCUCCCUCCCUCCCCCCUCUCAGCCUCUCGG
Molecule: messenger RNA, 2726 nt
Organism: Calidris pugnax (ruff)
Lineage: Eukaryota; Metazoa; Chordata; Aves; Charadriiformes; Scolopacidae
Gene: KCNIP2
Product: Kv channel interacting protein 2
Exons: 9
Coding region: 10-798 (262 amino acids)
Biological process (GO): regulation of potassium ion transmembrane transport
Cellular component (GO): voltage-gated potassium channel complex
Molecular function (GO): potassium channel regulator activity; calcium ion binding
Source: RefSeq, a predicted model, not a curated record